AUGUCAUCACAUUUUAAUAUGUUGGUACAUCGUUUUCGUAAUACCCAUUCUGAUAAUAUUUUAAUCGAUUCCAUCGAUAAUGUGAAACGAAAUGAACAACAAAAUUUAAUUAUAAUUGGAUAUGAUAUGACUUUGCUAAAUAUCAUCAACUGGAAUCAAGCAAAAAGAAAAUUCGAGUCCUUUUUAGCUCGUCACUGUAAUAUUGAUAAUAUAGAUAUUGAUGUCUUAGGUAUUGUUUGGAAUGUCAACACUUGUUGGUAUAUUAUGAAUGCAACACCGAGGCUUCGACAAGCGCUGAUACCUCGGCAAGCGCUGACACCUCGACAAGCGCUGAUACCUCGACAAAGUAAUGCUCUUCUUCAUGCAUCAUUGGGAAUUAUUGCUGGUGUUGGUGCUCUUGUUCUCUUGGUUACAAUAUUUAAUCCAGCUCGAAAGUGA
Molecule: messenger RNA, 438 nt
Organism: Adineta steineri
Lineage: Eukaryota; Metazoa; Rotifera; Eurotatoria; Adinetida; Adinetidae
Source: the annotation of a GenBank genome assembly